Molecule: messenger RNA, 237 nt
Organism: Mycena citricolor
Lineage: Eukaryota; Fungi; Basidiomycota; Agaricomycetes; Agaricales; Mycenaceae
Source: the annotation of a GenBank genome assembly
AUGAUAGGUACUGCUGCUUUUUCAGUUUUAAUUAGAUUAGAAUUAGCUGCUCCUGGAUUACAAUUUUUAGAGGGAGACCACCAAUUGUUUAACGUAAUCAUUUCUGCUCACGCAUUAAUAAUGAUUUUCUUCAUGGUUAUGCCUGGUUUAGUAGGAGGUUUUGGUAAUUACUUCUUACCAGUACAAUUAGGUGCCCCAGAUAUGGCAUUUCCGAGACUAAAUAAUAUAUCAUUUUGA